Guyanagaster necrorhizus is the source of this 649-nucleotide messenger RNA. RefSeq lists its product as uncharacterized. The record is from RefSeq and is a predicted model, not a curated record. NCBI's taxonomy places the organism in Eukaryota, Fungi, Basidiomycota, Agaricomycetes, Agaricales, Physalacriaceae. The transcript is spliced from 2 exons. Bases 199 to 618 code for a protein of 139 amino acids.
GCUUUAAGAGGACGGAGAUUGUCAUUGCACGACGACGUACCGAGUUUUUCCUUCCACCAGUUAACGGCAAUAUCAUUGUCACCAAGCCAAAUAAUUUGUGCUUUGUAUUAUCGCAAACGUGUAAAGUACCAGUAGAGAAGAGGCAAAAGAGCCAGGUCUACAGAAGCUAGAAUCUUCUCGCUGGUCAACAACAAAGCGAUGCCAGUAUGGAGCAUAAAGCGCACUAUUCCUUAUCUUCAGCACUUUGGACAGCGUCUAUUGUCUGAAAGGGAAGCACUACAGGAAACACUGAUAAUGCUGAGCGGGAUGGGAUUAUUCACGGACGUGGGGAGCAAGGAAGACCGUGACUGUGACGGCAGACCAUCAUCCUUCCUUCUUCCCUUCCUUCCACCACGACAGCAGAACUCGCUGCCGGCGUCUCUUACCAUCUGGCGAGAACGAGGUCGACGAGCGUUACCCUGCAUUCCCGCUACCGAUGGAAAGGACCGCAGAUUGCUCUUGGAGCACCUACCCGAUACCUACCGGUGUGAAGAUAUCUUGCUCACGGUCCUAGGAAGCUGUCAAAGCUGCAUCUUCUGCCUCACUGCCUGCUUGCCCGAAGCUCCCUCUGCUCUGUAGAUAGAUAUUACGCAACCUGAACGAACAAGCC